AUGCGUCAGAAAUACAUAGACGCCAUGACAUUAGUGCAAAAAUUUGGAAAACCCGAUAUAUUUUUGACAAUGACAUGUAACCCAAAUUGGCCAGAAAUCAAAGACCUUUUGAUACCGCAAGAAGAAUCACAGAAUCGAGCAGAUCUGGUGGUAAGAGCUUUCCAUGCAAGGCUUGAAUUGCUGAAAGAAGACCUGUUUAAGAAACAUAUAUUCGGUGAAGUAGCAACCUACACUUAUGUUAUAGAAUUUCAAAAGAGAGGUCUUCCACACGCACAUUUUCUCAUUAUAUUGAAAUCUCACUGCAAGAUGUAUAGGCCAGAAGAAUAUGAUGAGAUUGUGUCGACAGAAAUACCAAAUGAGAAGGAUAACCCUCACUUGUAUAAAAUGGUUGUCAAGCACAUGCUUCAUGGCCCGUGUGGUAUACUGAACGUUGAUAAUGUUUGUAUGAAAAAGAAUGGUACUUGCAAAAACUCAUACCCGAGGCCUUAUUCUAAUGAGACCACUCAAACAUCUGAUGCAUACCCGAUCUACCGGAGGCGAAAAAAUGGGGUGACAGUCAAAGUUAGGAAAGCUACACUUGAUAACCGAUGGGUGAUACCAUACAAUCCCUACUUGCUAGCAAAGUUUGAUUGUCAUAUCAACGUAGAAAUAUGCUCGACAAUAAAGGCAGUCAAAUAUAUAUAUAAGUACAUAUGUAAAGGUUGUGAUAGAAUAAGUUUUGCUGUGUCAUCGAAUAAUGAUUCCACGCUGAUAGAUGAAAUAUACCAAUAUCAGUCAGGGAGAUGGGUUUCGGCUCCAGAAGCAACAUGGAGGUUCUACAGGUUCGCAAUGAGUGAGAUAAAACCUGCUGUUAUACAUUUGCAGCUGCAUUUAGAGAAUUAUCAGCCAUUGACUUUUAAAAAAAAAAAAAAAGCUAAAAAUGUGUUGAAUAAUCCAGUCCAGAGAAAGACUAUGCUUACUGAAUUUUUUUUUAUGAAUAGAACUGACAAGUUGGCCCAAGACUUGGACUUGACCUACUCUGAGUUCCCAGAUCAUUUUGUUUGGCUGCAAGGGGACAGAUUUUGGAAACAUAGAGACCUAGGGAUUCUGUAG
Erigeron canadensis is the source of this 1092-nucleotide messenger RNA. RefSeq lists its product as uncharacterized. The transcript has a single exon. Lineage: Eukaryota; Viridiplantae; Streptophyta; Magnoliopsida; Asterales; Asteraceae. The record is from RefSeq and is a predicted model, not a curated record. The coding region runs from base 1 to 1092 and encodes 363 amino acids.